This is a messenger RNA of Stylonychia lemnae, 1992 nucleotides long. NCBI's taxonomy places the organism in Eukaryota, Ciliophora, Spirotrichea, Sporadotrichida, Oxytrichidae. The record is from the annotation of a GenBank genome assembly.
AUGGAUCAUGUCAAUCUUGCGACAGUAACUAGUACUUUAAGAAUGGACAAUGCUACAGUAAAUAAUUUUGUACUUAAUAAAAGUUUAGAUUGCUCUUGUAGUUCAGGAAUGUGCUAUGGUGAAGGCUAAUUUGAGGAGAUAUAUGUAAAUUCAUUAUCAAGAGAGGAACUGGAACUGGGGACGAAGAGAUACCCUUAUACUUAACUGCAAACAGCUUUUAUUGAAAUAUUCAACUAAUAUGCCGGGACAGAAGUUUAAUACUAAAUACUAAUAAUGGAAAAUACUAUUAACCAGCUUUAAAAUUUGAAUUAGUAGACAUCUAUCUUCAACAUGCGUAACCUCACUAUCAAGUAAAACCUUCUUCCUUAAAUUUUUAGUACUUACACACUUGAUAAUGAUAAAUAAAAACCUGGAUUUUCAACCAUCUUUGUUAAUCCUUAGGUUUCUUACAGUUAUAAUAAAUGCACAAAGUUCGUCCUAAUGACAUAAAUAUACGACGUUCAACCUGGAAACCGAAUAGGUAAACUAAGCUCAAGAGAGUUAUUGACACUUAGAUAUUAAGAUAAUUUUAUCGAGGCUAAUGAUUAGCGCAGAUUAUUUUUCUUUCAUGAUAUUUAAAAUAAAACUAUUACUUUUGAUAAAGUUCAGUUUAAUGCUUAUGGAAAAAUAAUGAAAAGUUUAAAUCCAAUCAAUAUAAAAAUGCUGAAUAGUGAGCUUAUAACAGACUGGAUUAAUGAAGAAAAUAUCACAUUUGAGCAUAUAACAUCUCAGAAUAACUUCAUCUAUUUAAACACUAACCAAAAUACCGUAAUGAGAAUUGAUAAUUUAAGAAGUUACAAUGCCUCCUAAGUCAAUAGCAAUAACCUUCACUAUUUUAUAAGCUCCUAAGGCACAGUAGAUAUUAAUGGGCUAAGUAUUGUAAAUUCAAAAACAACAGUAAGAGCAGUUAUUAUAGUAGGUCUGACUCCUACAAUUAUAAUAAAUAACUUUGAAUUCAUAAACAACACAUUUGAUGAGUUUUCAACAUCAUCUUGCAUUUUUAAAGGUUCAUCUACUUUGUACACUGCAACGAUCUAUUUGAAUAAUUUGAGGUUUUAAAAUAAUAUUAUGAAUGGCUAUUAAGCUAUACAGUAGGCAUCUGGCAUCAAAUCCUUUUUCAUUAACAAUUCUGUUUUCUCUAAUGAGAAUUCUUAUCUAUACAAAUAACAAGCUAUGAUAGUAAUCUACAAUUCCUUAUUCUCUAAAAAUAGUUUUAACAUUCAAGGAGAUAUCAUAUUAGUACAGUAGAAUUCUCUAAAUGCAACUAGAAUUUUAAACUCUACAUUUAAAGAUAAUGUAAUUGGUGGAAUAAAUCUUAAAUCAGGUGAUAUAGGUAGCUUAAACUACCCAACAAUUAUUGAAAUUGCAAAUUGUACAUUUCUUAAUAACAAGCCAAAGUAUUCUACCUUUAUUAAGUAAUCUUCAAACACUAUGCUUAGAGUAAAUAAUUCAUAGUUUAAUAAAACAAUUGGACUUAAUAGAGGGAGCGUUUUAUUGCAAGACUAUGAGAACGCUAAAGCUACCUUUAUGAAUAGUGUUUUUUUUGGAAAUAAGGCUGUUUAUGGUGGGAUUUUAUAUUCAUAGUAUUCGGGUACAAUAAUCUUUGUCAAAUGCCAUUUUUCUUAUAAUUUUGCUGAAGAGGCAGGAAUUGGAGACUUAAUCAAUGCUUUUAUGGGAAUGAUCAUUCUAGAGAAUAUUGAUAUUCAAGAUAGCUACAUAAGUUUAGAAGACCCUAAUUUUAUACUGAUGAUAUAAAGCUAUUUAAUCAUCAGAAACGUGAAAGUUGAAAAUCUGAAAUACUUUGAUGAAGACUAAAAUGAAACUCAUGACUAAGCUCUUAUAGAACUCACAUUUGCAGAUAUUGAGCAUAACGCAGUCCUCAAUCAUUGCUACAAAUUUUAGUAUAAGCAACAUGACUUACAAGAAUAAAAUGGAUAAGCCUAUUUCUAUUGA